AUGUGCCAAGAGAAUUUGGAAGCACUUUUAAUCAUGAGUGUAGAAAAACAGUUAUUAAAUGACAUAGAAAUAACAAAGGUCAUUGAUUAUUUAAAAGCUAGUUCUAGUGUUAUGAGUAAAAUGUUUUCUUUUGUUCAUAAGUCAAUUGGACACGGAGGAAGGAACCGUAUGUUAUUUGAACUUAAUAAAAAAUAUAAAAAUAUUACCCAAGCUGAUGUGAAGUUGUAUUUUAAUUUGUGUAUUCCAUGUCAACAGAAAAAAAAAUCACUAAAAAAAGGUAUUGUAGUCAAACCAAUGGUUUUUAACGAUUUUAAUAGUCGCUGUCAAAUUGAUCUUAUAGAUUUUCUAUCACAACCUGAUAGAGAUUUUAAAUUUAUAUGUGUCUAUCAAGAUCAUUUAACAAAAUGUUGUAUUUUAAAACCCUUAACUUCAAAACGAGCAGAGCAAGUCGCAUGUGUGUUAUUAGAUAUUUUUUGUUUAUUUAGUGCGCCCGCUUCUCUUCAAUCUGACAAUGGUAGGGAAUUUUGUAAUGAACUAAUUAAUUCAUUGCGUGAGAUGUGGCCUGAUUUAAAUAUCGUUCACGGGAAACCACGGCAUAGUCAGUCGCAGGACAGUGUUGAACGAGCCAAUCAAGAUAUUGAAAAUAUAUUGACAACUUGGAUGCAAGAUAAUAACACCAAUAAAUGGAGUGAAGGACUCAGAUUCGUUCAAUUUAUGAAAAAUAAAGCCUAUCAUUCUGGAAUUAAACGAAGUCCAUACAAUGCGAUGUUUGGAACUGACCCUAAAACUGGCCUAACGUCAAGUAUAUUACCACACACUAUACUACAAGAAAUACCAUCAACCGAAAAUAGAAAACGCAAACAAACAGAAGAAUCACAAAAUGCAAGAGACAACUUAGAAAUACAAGCGAAAAAAAUGAAAAAUGUAUCAAAUGCUAAAUUUCCAAAAGCAAAAGAAGGUUCAACAGUUCAACUUAAAAUUCCUGACGUUGAGGGGAGAUCCUCGAUCGAAAACCUUAUAGCGAUAUACCUCAAGAAAAACAAAUUCCUCUACGAUCUGCAACAACAAAACAAUCAAUUGGAAAUGGACAAGGUUUUUUUAAAUGUACUUCUAUCACUAAAUGCACCACUAAUCGAUGUACAUGCCGUAAAAAUGAGGCUAGCCCAUGGAUUACUCAUGUCGAAAGACGAACCUCUCAGCUGCGAAGCUUGUGGCCAACCAUUCACGGUCAGGAUAUAUUAUACUGACGGAAUGCCGUCCAUACGAAUAGGAAUGAAUGGACCUCAAGUUGACCGAAAUUCUCGACUCAAUCCUCGAACCCAACCCAAACCAAAACAAGAAAAUCCUGAAAUUUCUAAAAAAAACUAA
Acyrthosiphon pisum (pea aphid) is the source of this 1368-nucleotide messenger RNA. RefSeq names its product KRAB-A domain-containing protein 2-like. The transcript is spliced from 4 exons. Gene Ontology annotation, molecular function: nucleic acid binding. The record is from RefSeq and is a predicted model, not a curated record. Bases 1 to 1368 code for a protein of 455 amino acids. NCBI's taxonomy places the organism in Eukaryota, Metazoa, Arthropoda, Insecta, Hemiptera, Aphididae. Gene Ontology annotation, biological process: DNA integration.